AAGAAACAUUUUGAUACUACUGAGAUUAUCAUAUUAGCUUUAUCUUCACAUUUUGUUUUAUAAAUUAAUUUAUUCACUAGCUUGGUUUUAAAUUAUUCAUUGAGAAGUGUGAAUGUCUUGUUUUUUCAUAGCAAACUAAGUUUUAGAAUCUCAAACACUUUGAUUAAAUUUCUUGCUCCUAAUUCUUUGGACCAAAAUCACUAUGCCUAGUACUACUGCCACUAAUCAUAAGGGCUAAUUAAAAAGGAGAAUCUGUUAAUUAUUGGACCGAAUCGAAGAAUAUUAAAGAUUAUGAAUGAAUUUGGAUCAGAGAGAUCAAAAGGUUGGAACAUAUACACAAGUUCAGAGUCUAGUAGUUCAUCACAAAUAGAGCAAGAAGGUCCAUGGAAAAACUUGGGAACAUCAAUGAAUGCAGUAGCCUUUGGAUUCGUAGCAACAGCUAUUUUAAUUUCAAUGUUCUUGAUUAUGGCUAUUUUCGAACAUCUUUUUAGACCGAACCCUUCGUUUUCUUCUCCGACAGCAGCCAACGAGUCUCUCGAAUCAGGACACAAGCUUCCGAAUCCACACACAGUAAGAAAAACAUCAUAUGCAUCAGAUUAUUCAGUGGUGAUGCCUGGAGAAAAGUUUGCAACAUUUAUUGCUCAUCCAGCUCCUCUUCCUAUUCCAUCAUGUUCAAGAGAAGGCAUUUCUUGGCCUUCUCAUGACCAUCACAAUCUUGUAUGAUCCUUAAUGAUUACCAAUUCUAUUAUAUAUUGUAUACUUCCAAUUUUGUGCAUCAUAAAAUAUUCUUGCUUAUAGUCUAAA
This is a messenger RNA of Mercurialis annua (annual mercury), 804 nucleotides long. RefSeq lists its product as uncharacterized. The transcript is spliced from 3 exons. The record is from RefSeq and is a predicted model, not a curated record. The coding region runs from base 292 to 723 and encodes 143 amino acids. Lineage: Eukaryota; Viridiplantae; Streptophyta; Magnoliopsida; Malpighiales; Euphorbiaceae.